GCAGCAUUAACGCUUCCCGCCUCAGUUGACUUCUCAGGGGUCUCCCCACCAAAGGUGCCGCGCCGCCGAGGAACAUGGCGAAGGUGGAGCAGGUCCUGAGCCUCGAGCCACAGCACGAGCUCAAAUUCCGAGGGGAGCAACUUAAAAAAUUAUCAUAGAGUGAUGAUGAUGAAAACACGAUUGGCACAAAUAAACAUUAUUAAUCCUUUCAGCCUGUGUGUGAGCAGCACUCAUUCAGCAUGACUGAACCCCUUCAUCUGUCUGUGAGCAGCACCGUUCAGCAUGACUGAACCCCUUCAUCUGUGUGUGAGCGGCACCCAUUCAGCAUGACUGAACCCCUUCAUCUGUGUGUGAGCAGCACCCAUUCAGCAUGACUGAACCCCUUCACCUGUGUGUGAGCAGCACCCAUUCAGCAUGACUGAACCCCUUCAUCUGUCUGUGAGCAGCACCCAUUCAGCAUGACCGAACCCCUUCACCUGUGUGUGAGCAGUACCCAUUCAGCAUGACCGAACCCCUUCACCUGUGUGUGAGCAGCACCCAUUCAGCAUGACUGAACCCCUUCAUCUGUCUGUGAGCAGCACCCAUUCAGCAUGACUGAACCCCUUCAUCUGUCUGUGAGCAGCACCCAUUCAGCAUGACUGAACCCCUUCACCUGUGUGUGAGCAGCACCCAUUCAGCAUGACCGAACCCCUUCACCUGUGUAUGAACAGCACCGUUGAGCAUGACUGAACCCCUUCAUCUGUGUGAGCAGCACCCAUUCAGCAUGACUAAACCCCUUCACCUGUGUGUGAGCAGCACCCAUUCAGCAUGACUUCAGUUCCUGGGUAUGGAGAAGGUCCCUUCACCGAUGUUGUCACCACCAACCUAAAGCUUGGCAACCCGACAGACCGAAAUGUGUGUUUUAAAGUGAAGACCACGGCUCCACGUAGGUACUGCGUGAGGCCCAACAGUGGGAUCAUUGAUGCGGGAGCAUCCAUUAAUGUAUCUGUGAUGUUGCAGCCUUUCGAUUAUGAUCCCAAUGAGAAAAGUAAACACAAGUUUAUGGUACAGUCUAUGUUUGCACCAACUGACACCUCUGAUAUGGAAGCAGUAUGGAAGGAGGCAAAACCAGAAGACCUUAUGGAUUCAAAACUUAGAUGUGUGUUUGAAUUGCCAGCAGAAAAUGAUAAACCACAUGAUGUAGAAAUAAAUAAAAUUAUACCCACAACUGCAUCAAAGACAGAAACACCAGCAGUGUCUACACCUCUGAGUUCUUCUUUGGACGACACUGAAGUUAAGAAGGUGAUGGAGGAGUGUAAGCGGCUGCAAGGUGAAGUUCAGAGGCUCCGGGAGGAGAACAAACACUUCAAGGAAGAAGACGGCCUCCGGAUGAGGAAGACCGCACAGAGCAACAGCCCCGUGGCUGUGCUUGCUACAGCCGCGAGGGAGGAGGGCCUUAGCACCCGGCUCCUGGCGCUGGUGGUCCUGUUCUUUAUCGUGGGCGUCAUUAUUGGGAAAAUUGCCUUGUAGAGGCCGCGUGCGAGGAUGGUCAGUUGGAUGGAUGGAUCUGCCAUCUCAUGGGAUUUAAAUUUAUCAUAACCAUGCAUAAAAAAAAAAUUAAUGUAUGAUGACAUCUCACAGGCCUUGCCUUUAAUUACCCUCCCUGUGCGCAAGCACACAUACACAUACACACACACACACACACAGAUAUAAUAUAACAAGCUUUUAGAAAGUUUAAAAUGUAUAGUAAAUGAUCGGGGGGAAAGAACGAUCUUUAUUAAAUGACGAGGGAAACCGUGAUUCGUACCACAAUGGCAUAUUGUCAGUGUCAUGUUAAAUGUUUGUAGGCCUUGGUACGUGUGGCUGGGUUACCUCUCUUCAGAUAAGGCACUCUUCCUUGCUGGUCAGUGCUGGCCUGGGGGCGGCAGGAGCCCGCAGUGGGGAGUGCGGUCACCUCCAUCAGUAGCCCACCACGCUGCUCACUCACUCCUGAGGCUUCUCACCCACGGCUCCAGUUCUUGUCCAGGUCCCCCGUCUCGUAAGACUGACACGCAGAGUUGGAAGCCCAGAAGAAUUGCGCGGUGGUGCAGCAGAUGUGCUCAUCCCAGAUGGGAGGCGUGUGUUGACUGACUGACCCAGCACUUUGGAAAUCAAAGUCAAUGCGUUGUUCUCUUUAAGGGACCAAGCUAAAUCACUAUUGGUUCAUGUCGUGAAAUGGAACUGUUAUCCAGAGAUGUUUAAUGCAUAUUUAACUUAUUUAAGGUAUUUCAUCUCAUGUUUUCUUAAUUGUCACGAGAUUAUAACAAAUGCUGUGGCCUAAAUGUCACCUGUGCCACCUAACGAUGGUGGGUUCAGCUGGCACCGCAGUGGAGCUGUGGCUCCUCCCCACUGAGGUUUCUGGGCACUGCGCGUCCAUGGAGGCGGGAUGUACUCGGGUGUUGGAAAACAGCUGUCAGGAACCUGUGUCUUUCCGUGUAAAUAGAUAACAGCUAUCACGGGAGGGAUGGCCUGAGUGGCGACAGUCAACUCUACAUCACCCUUUACUGGAGACGAGCAGCUGAUCUUCCACCACCCCUCACCAGCCACCCUUGCUUCCAGCACACACACCCCAGGUCUGGCCUGACUGACCUCAGGGUGGCCCCAGCUUGGAAUCACAAAGAGGGACUCAGGCUGCAGAGGGUGUGGAGAGAGGGGGAGCCAGCCUGUGGGGCGGGAGGGGCCAUAGGAAAGGCUCUUCAGAUAAUCCAUCAAGUCGCAAGGAGAGUUUGACUGUGAAUUAAGUUUAUGCUGUAGAAGACCAGUCCAAUCCUGUUUGACUAUGUAGCAUCUUAAAAAGAAAAAAUAUUAAAAUAAAGCCCCGAAACUAAGAA
This is a messenger RNA of Loxodonta africana (African savanna elephant), 2849 nucleotides long. It is a transcript of the gene VAPB, whose product is annotated as VAMP associated protein B and C. The transcript is spliced from 7 exons. Gene Ontology annotation, biological process: endoplasmic reticulum membrane organization. NCBI's taxonomy places the organism in Eukaryota, Metazoa, Chordata, Mammalia, Proboscidea, Elephantidae. The record is from RefSeq and is a predicted model, not a curated record. Gene Ontology annotation, molecular function: FFAT motif binding. Gene Ontology annotation, cellular component: plasma membrane; endoplasmic reticulum membrane. Bases 808 to 1509 code for a protein of 233 amino acids.